AUGGGCGAGGCACCGAGUUGGCAGCACAUGUGGGGCGCUAAGGUCAAGAUGCCCUGCGAUAUGGAGGACGACGUAUUGGAAGACGCGAUCAAACACGUCACGUCACGACUGGGAAAGUUCGACACCGAGGAAUGGGAGAAGAAUGGUUUAGCGGUAUGUGAGGAGAUCAAAGCUCAUUUGGACGAGGCAUGGGAUCCUCAUUGGGUGGUGUGUAUCGGUCGCAACUUUGGCUCAUUCGUGACCCACGUGACAAGAAACUUUGUCUUCUUUUACUACAACGAAAAGGCCGUGAUGAUCUACAAAGCAGGGUAG
Phytophthora infestans T30-4 is the source of this 312-nucleotide messenger RNA. RefSeq names its product dynein light chain/pantothenate kinase. Gene Ontology annotation, cellular component: dynein complex. The coding region runs from base 1 to 312 and encodes 103 amino acids. Gene Ontology annotation, biological process: microtubule-based process. Lineage: Eukaryota; Oomycota; Peronosporomycetes; Peronosporales; Peronosporaceae. The transcript is spliced from 2 exons. The record is from RefSeq and is a predicted model, not a curated record. Gene Ontology annotation, molecular function: dynein intermediate chain binding; dynein light intermediate chain binding.